UUGUGAUAUAUUUGCUUGGUAGUUCUGAGUGUGAUUUUAUGUUGAUCCUGCCUAGUUGGGAAGUAUUUAUCAAUGGAAGAUGUUGACAACAUGUGUGGUGUGCAAUGUCACAAACCCUGGUAUGAUAAACAUAUUCGAGCACCCCAACAAUUUGGACUAUAUGCUAAAUUUCGUUACCGGCCAUAAGGUGGAGCAAGAGGACUACUUGUGCAUCACAUGCUAUGACGAACUCAAAAUCGCCUUUAAUUUCAAGCAGAAGUGUCAGCAGUCGCGUUUGUAUCGAUCUUCUUCUAACAAAACGUUCGAAGUUUUUGGAAGUGAAGUUGCGGCUACCCUAGGCGACAUCGGAGGCACAUCGUUCGAAAUACCAACAUCGUCCGGAACAAGGACCAAAUAUGAACUACAGUACGAGGGGAAUGAGGAAAAAAUCUCGACAACAAUUCCGGACGAAGAGAAUCAGGAGACAAGUGAGGACUAUCUUCUUGACCAGAAACUGGACGACGAUAACGACGACUUCGAGGAGCUGGUAGAGGCAGGGAAAGGUCUACAAUCAAUAGAUGUUGACGACGAGAAUUAUUCGAUGAUCCAAUCAAUCGCCGCCUCGGAUGAGAAUGAGGAAGAAGUUGAUGAUCAGCCAUUUGACGAACUCGACGAUCAAACAGAGAUAAAAUGCGACCUUUGUGAUAAAACUUUCACGAAAAAGGGCAACUUCCACCGCCACAUGGCGCAAAUCCACUCCAUCAAUAUGAAAAGCGAGCGAAUGCCCCGUGAUAAGCACAGGAGGGGCCCUGUCCCAAAAUAUCCCGACGACGAUAUCUACAAGAACCUCGGCGAACGGCAAUGCGAAUAUUGUUUCGUGACGCUCGCAACAAUUGAACUUCUCCACGAGCACGAAUCUCAGCACAAAGAGGAGGAGCGACCGUACAGGUGCAACCAGCCGAGUUGCACUGCCCGCUUCAAAGAUCGCUACAGUGUGAGGAGCCAUGUGCGGAUCCAUUCGGACCAGAAACGAUACAAAUGCCGCUUUUGUAGCCAAGGUUUCCACCAGCGCGGUAACCUAAAGGCGCACGAACGUUGCCAUACAGGCGAGAAGCCUUUCGUUUGUCCGCACUGUGGGAAGGCGUUUGCAGAAAAUGGGAAUCUAAAGUCUCACAUACGUUUUCAUACGGGCGAACGACCUUAUUCCUGCGACUAUUGCUCGAAAAAGUUUCGCACGCAUUACUCACAUAAAAUCCACGUUCGUUCCCAUACGCAGGAGCGACCGUUCGAGUGCGAUGAUUGCGGAAAAAGCUUCAACUGCUCGGGCAAACUUCGGAUACACAAGCGAAUUCACACAGGACACAGACCGUACAAAUGUGACUGCGGAGCGUCGUUUAUAGAUAGUAGUAGGCUUAAGCGUCAUUCCAAAACACAUAGUGAAUAGGAGUAAUAAAUAAUU
Messenger RNA from Hermetia illucens (black soldier fly), 1438 nucleotides. Its product is annotated as zinc finger protein 782-like. Lineage: Eukaryota; Metazoa; Arthropoda; Insecta; Diptera; Stratiomyidae. The coding region runs from base 80 to 1423 and encodes 447 amino acids. Gene Ontology annotation, molecular function: DNA-binding transcription factor activity, RNA polymerase II-specific; zinc ion binding; RNA polymerase II cis-regulatory region sequence-specific DNA binding. The record is from RefSeq and is a predicted model, not a curated record. Gene Ontology annotation, cellular component: nucleus. The transcript is spliced from 4 exons. Gene Ontology annotation, biological process: regulation of transcription by RNA polymerase II.